AUCUGUUGGUAAGACUACAGGUGAAUAAGAAGCCGGUCCCCUCUCUGGUUGUAGUUGUGAUACAGGUUCAGGGUUCAGUCUCAGGACUUCAGGCAGCUGAUAAAUCUGAAGACUAAAACACCCGAAAACUCCGAGAGAUCCCCGCAGAGUGUGUGAGGGACCGGUGUCUGUGUCGGUGUCACAGUGAGGAUCAGUUUAUUCAGACUGUGAGCAGGAAGAGAAGAAGAUGGGGGAAGUAGACAAGAGCACACUCUGCCUGUUUGACGUGGACGGCACGUUAACGGCCGCGAGACAGCCUGCAACUUCUGAGAUGUCCGAGUUCCUUCAGAGGCUGAGGGCUCGGGUUCGAGUCGGGGUCGUUGGGGGGUCGGACCUCAGGAAGAUCAAAGAGCAGCUGGGAGAUGAUGUGAUCCAGAGAUUGGACUACGUGUUUGCAGAGAACGGACUUGAGGCGUUUAAGGACGGAGAGUUCCUCUCUGUCCAGUCUAUUCAGGCUCACAUGGGAGAAGAGCUGCUGCAGGACUUCAUCAACUUCUGCCUGAACUACAUGGCCAAGAUCAAGCUUCCUAAGAAGAGGGGCACAUUCAUCGAAUUCCGUAACGGCAUGUUGAACGUCUCGCCGAUCGGACGCAGCUGCACACAGGAAGAGAGGAAAGAGUUCUACGAGCUCGACCAGAAAGAGAAGAUCCGAGAGAAGUUCGUGUCGGUGUUGAGGGAGGAGUUCAAAGGAAAAGGCCUGACGUUUUCCAUCGGAGGGCAGAUCAGCUUCGAUGUGUUCCCUGACGGCUGGGAUAAAAGAUUCUGCCUGGGGAUCGUUGAGAAGGACAAUUACUCAACUAUUCACUUCUUUGGAGACAAAACCAAACCUGGAGGAAACGACUAUGAGAUCUACAGCGACCCUCGAACCAUCGGACAUGAGGUCUCCUGUCCCGAGGACACGCGCCUUCUCUGUGACCAACUCUUCUUCUCAUGAGAAACAGAAACUGACGCUCUGUUACUGAAACUUACGCUCUAAGUGAAAGACGACAUGAGGUGAUGAUGAUUUUACUGCUGGAGGGUGGUGUGUGAUGAAGGAGAGGAGGGGAUUCUGUGUAUUUCUGGAUGGGUAGAAAUGUGAUUAACUUUAGUAUGAUUGUGUUAUCAGCUGCAGCUCUGUGUGUCCUCAUGUUUUUAUGAUCUAUCAUUUUUUUGAUUAAGAAAACUAAACUUGGCAUUUUCCACGUCAGCUGAUUCUGAAUCUGCUUCUGACCGAGCCGCCUCGUCUCAUGUGACCCGCCGUGCCUCUAAUGUUAGUCUCACAGACGCACACAGAGGACUCUGUGAGCGAGGGGAUCACAUGUUACUGCCUGAGUAUCAAAACCACUUUAAAUGCAGUUUAACUCACACAAGAGGAACAGUUUUGUCUUUGUCUGCAGAUUUUACAUUUGAUGUUGCACUUUUAUUUUGAAAAGACGUUCUUAAUGACACCCACAGGAUGUGUAUAAGGAGUUACUGUAGCCUCUAGAUUUAAAUCAGACCCGUGCCUUGGACCUGUAUUCUUUCUAACGGCCAGCAGGGGGCGACUAAUCUUCUUGCCAAAAGAGGUCAUGACGAAAACAAUCCUCAGUUUUCAAGAACAAAGUUGUGAUUAGACACGAACAAAUAGGAAAUAGUUCCAUACAUGAUUGAUGAUCAAUGAGGGGUUACCAUAAUAAGUAGAUAAAGAGGAGAAAGCAGUUUAACAUAAAGUGGAGCGUGUUGUUGGGCAGAGUACAACCUACACCCACCCCUUUAAAGGAGCAGAGCUCUGAGCCUGACGUUUAAUUUCAUCGACAGGAAGCUGACGGAUAAGCACCACGAGACAUCGCUCGGCUGUAAUGCUCCUGUGAAGAGGCCGCGUCAGGUUUUGAAGAGAUUGUUAACACACCUAGCUUGUUAGCUGAGCUGCUAACCAGCAAACAAGCAAGCCGGUGCGUUAGACCAGGGCUUCCCAAACUUUACAGCCUGCGACCCCCAAAAUAUUGUGACCAAAGACUUGCGACCCCCACUGUCCCUCAAGGAGGUUUAAUGCGGCUUCAUUUAGCUGGUCUGCAGAAAAUGACCCCACCUAUAUGAGCAUGUGUCUGUGUUUCCUGUGCUGUUAUGAAUCAACCUACUGCUACUGAUGCGUUUGAUAAUGAACUGUUCACUGGGUCCCAACCAUAGACUGUAUAAAAUAUGGACGUAGUAUCCGCGACGUCACCCAUCUGUUUCUGAAGAGCUGUUUUGAGACCAAUCGGCUGCAGCAGCCAUAUUGCUUCUGUCGAGCCAGUGUGACGUAAAGAGGCGGGCUUUGAGCCUCCUAGCCAACAGCUGCAGUGUUCCCACAGGCAGCUGUGCCUCUCACUGGAAGACUAGUAAUCUCAAUAUCUUCGAAAUUGCCGAAUUAGAAAAAAAUUCACCCCCCUCACAGUGAGAGGACAUCGAGAAAUUAGCUAUUCAGACUACACUCAUCUUUUGUACCAGGCUGUAAACAUGUUUAUUAAUGCUGCAAAGAUCGUCUUUUUCCCAUUCAUGUGUAUGUGACUUCCGGUACUUCCGGAGCCAGCCUCAAGUGGAUCCUCAAUGAACUGCAGCUUUUAAUACUUCCGCAUUGACUCAUAUUUUUAGACCAGAGGUUGCCGCUUGGUCUUUGGGAACCCCUGCGUUAGCCGACUGUAUAGUAAAAGUAUCUGAUGGUUUGUGACCUAUUAUCCCUCUCCACCUUCACCCUCCUGUCCAUAUAUGGUCAUUCCUGGCCCCAGAACAAUAAAGCAGUGACCAGUAUAGCAAACAUGAGGUUUGAAGAAAGGCAGCAGCUCAUUUGACUUCCUGACGGUCUGUUUUAUUUUUCACCAUCAUGGAGAAAACUCUGAAAAACAACUCUCACAGCGGGGAAACUGAAGCAGAAGUUGAGAUUCCUGAAGGUGUUUCAGAGAUUUUGGAGAGUGUGAUGUUUUGGAUUCAUGGCACUGAAGACACUUGAAGUAUUAAUCUGUGUGAAGAAUCAGCUGUAAUGAUGAACUGUUUGAAAUAAACAAAGGGAACAAUCCUCGGCCACA
Molecule: messenger RNA, 3059 nt
Organism: Notolabrus celidotus (New Zealand spotty)
Lineage: Eukaryota; Metazoa; Chordata; Actinopteri; Labriformes; Labridae
Gene: pmm2
Product: phosphomannomutase 2
Exons: 8
Coding region: 227-973 (248 amino acids)
Biological process (GO): mannose metabolic process; GDP-mannose biosynthetic process; protein N-linked glycosylation
Cellular component (GO): cytosol
Molecular function (GO): phosphomannomutase activity
Source: RefSeq, a predicted model, not a curated record